CGGGUUCCUGGGGGUGCGGCUCUCACUGCAGCUGUGCCUGCUCCAUGAGCUUCUCCCCACUUUGGGCUCUCUCCCAGCGAGGCCGGGGAGGCGGCAGGCAGGCUCCUUCAGAUCCUCACCCGCUACCUGAGGAUAGCUCCCAGUGAGAGGGAAGAAGGAGAUCCUGAGCUGUUUGGGGACCCCUCCCCCGUUCCUGCUCCUGCUGGGAGUGACCCCAGGACACCCUCCAUGCCAGCUCCUGUGCCCCCUCCGAGGACUGAGCCGCUUGAGACCCGCUCCCUCUGGUGUCAGCUCUGGUUUCCUGUGGCUCAUCCCUCCGCCUGCCAGCUGCCCUGCCCCCACUGCAUUAUUGAUUCUUGCUGGCCCUGGGCAGGGAAGAUCAGCGGCCUGCUUUCCUCUCCGCUUUAUUAACUCUCCCUGGUGUCUGCUUAUGGGGCUCAUCCUCAGUGUCAUUUGGGAGGGGAGGGAAAAGGAGAGGGAAAAACAAAGUGUAAGGCCUGCGGGCGAUUUUUGCUGCUCUGAUUCUAAAUGAACAACAUAUAAUGAGAUACAGUGAGGAGAAAUCAUCCCGGAACCAGGGAGAUGGUCGUUCUUGGAGGCGAGAGCACCUCCGGGUGUCGGCAGGCUUUGGACCGAAGAGGACGACGGAGGCCCGCGUGCAAUCUCAGCUCCUGGCCUGGAGAGAACCGCAGGAGAAGCUGGGCCCAGUGUCCUCACACUCAGGGGAGUCACCCCUGCAGCCCGGAGCCGGUGGCAUCAUCGGUAGCAGCAAGUUAGAGCGACGGCUUCAAGAACAAGCGGGCGCCCUCUGUCCACCCCACGGGGGGGACACACACCCCACAGACCCCCCAGCUUCCACACCCGUGCCUCCUCCCAGCCUUUUCUGGGUCCGCUGCUUUCCAGGCCCAUGAUCUCCUCACUGGAGCAGACUCUUCUUCGCCGGCCACGCCGGGGUUAGGCAGGCCCCUGGAAACAGCAGGGCCCCCGGGCCCCCUUCUACCAUGGAGCACCCUGAGCCCCCAGCCGGCGGUGAAGCCGGGACUGCAGGACUAGUGAGCCCUGAAAACCACGAGGCUCUGUCAGAACUAGAUAAACCCCCUCAGGACACCGACGCCAGAGAGGCUGCUGGGGCCAGAGACCAGGAGCCGGCAGAACCUGCUUCGCUGCCCGCGGGGAGCCAGGUUGGUCUCGAGGCCCUGCCACUGGAUGCUCCCACAAGCCAGGACGGGCCCACCCGUGAGGCCGCCCCGGAGGAGGAGCUGUUGGGGGUGAGCCCCAGGCCCCAGGAGCUCCCCCAGUCCCCUAGGGCUCAGCAGCCCGAGCAAGAUUUCUACUGUGUCAAGUGGAUCCCCUGGAAGGGCCAGCGGACGCCCAUCAUCCUGCAGAGCGCCAACGGCCCCUGCCCGCUGCUCGCCAUCAUCAACAUCCUCUUUCUUCAGUGGAAGGUGAAGCUGCCCCCCCAGAAGGAGGUGAUCACGUCAGAGGAGCUCAUGGCCCAUCUUGGGGACUGCCUCCUGAACAUCAAGCCCCAGGAGAAGUCAGAGGGACUUCAGCUUAAUUUUCAGCAGAACGUGGACGACGCAAUGACAGUGCUGCCCAAGCUGGCCACAGGCCUGGAUGUCAACGUGAGAUUCACGGGCGUCUCGGACUUCGAGUACACGCCCGAGUGCAGCAUCUUCGACCUGCUGGGCAUCCCCCUGUACCACGGCUGGCUCGUUGACCCCCAGAGCCCUGAGGCGGUGGGCGCAGUAGGGAAACUGAGUUAUAACCAGCUGGUGGAGAAGAUCAUCACCUGCAAGCACUCCAGCGACACCAACCUCGUGACAGAAGGUCUGAUCGCCGAGCAGUUCCUGGAGACCACCGCGGCCCAGCUUACCUACCACGGCCUGUGUGAGCUGACAGCGGCCGCCAAGGAGGGGGAGCUUAGUGUCUUUUUCCGAAACAACCACUUCAGCACCAUGACUAAGCACAAGAGUCACUUGUACCUGCUGGUCACAGACCAGGGCUUCCUGCAGGAGGAGCAGGUGGUGUGGGAGAGCUUGCACAACGUGGACGGAGACAGCUGCUUCUGCGACUCCGACUUCCACCUCAGUCACUCCCCGGGCAAGGUGCAGGGAGCGGAGGGUGCGGCUGGCUCCCCAGAAAAGCAGCGGCAGGUCGACCAGGACUACCUGCUCGCCUUGUCCCUGCAGCAGCAGCCACAGGGCGCCUCGGGACUGAGCGACCUGGAGCUGGCCCAGCAGCUUCAGCAGGAGGAGUACCAGCAGCAGCACGCUGGCCAGCUGGCCCCCGCGCGGGCGCGACCGAUUGUUAAAUCCCUCCAGGGGAGAGGAGCGGCAGCUGGACGCCCAGCGGGGGAGCGUCGGCAGAAGCCCAAGCAGGAGUCCGACUGUGUCCUCCUAUAGCCGGCCAGCCCCGGCCUCGGCCUCUUUCUACAGCAGCUGCAGCUACUUUGCUUGCUCCCCAGCUCGGCCCUGAGACUCUCGAGACUCUCUCGCAGGGUAACUUAUUUGUGAACUGCUGGGGAUGGAGUGGGCACCAGAUGCCAAGGUCAGAGCAGGGAUGUCCUCGCCCUCAAGUGCUGCUGCGGCCUCUUCCUCCAGGCUUGGGGUUGGUGGGGGAGGCUCGCAGGUUCCCAACUCCCUUUCCCUGGACUAGCCACACUAAUAUCAGGCUCAGGCUGCGGCCUGGCCCCGCUAGACCGCACCACCUGCCUUCGCCCGCUGGCCGACUGCCAUCAGCCCCACCGUCCAGUGGGCCCCCGCCCCCCCCCCUUUGGUCGGGGGUUUGAUUUAGGUUUCUAGCCCCAUUAUUUGUAAUGCCUUCCUGGGGGUUUGGAAAUAAAACUUCUUUCCUGAGAACUGUUGUUUGCCUUCGC
Talpa occidentalis (Iberian mole) is the source of this 2878-nucleotide messenger RNA. RefSeq names its product MINDY lysine 48 deubiquitinase 1 (gene MINDY1). Gene Ontology annotation, biological process: protein K48-linked deubiquitination. The record is from RefSeq and is a predicted model, not a curated record. Gene Ontology annotation, molecular function: cysteine-type deubiquitinase activity; cysteine-type carboxypeptidase activity; K48-linked deubiquitinase activity. The transcript has 11 exons. Lineage: Eukaryota; Metazoa; Chordata; Mammalia; Eulipotyphla; Talpidae. The coding region runs from base 1002 to 2405 and encodes 467 amino acids. Gene Ontology annotation, cellular component: cell periphery; cytosol.